Molecule: messenger RNA, 264 nt
Organism: Melampsora larici-populina 98AG31
Lineage: Eukaryota; Fungi; Basidiomycota; Pucciniomycetes; Pucciniales; Melampsoraceae
Exons: 3
Coding region: 1-264 (87 amino acids)
Source: RefSeq, a predicted model, not a curated record
AUGAGAGCUGGAACAAUCGGUGGUCCGUAUGCCAUUGAUGCUCAUUCAGGUUACGACUUCCCUUGGUCUUUACACCACAUCAUACCUUUUUGGGCUGGUGCUGAUCAUGAUUAUUACCAGCAUGAAAAGUUUAUGGGAUCUUAUUAUACUAGCUUUUGUUGGACAGAUGCUAUGAUUGGUAUUGAUAAAGGUUAUAAAGCAUAUCAUAAGAAAGAAGAAAUCAAUCGAGAAAGAGUAAAGGUGGAUAGUAAGAAAGUAGAAUAA